UUCUCUGGAGACGUAUGAACGUCUGUAAUACAUCUGUUUAAGAUCUGGAGAUCUGCUGCGUAAAGACAUCUGCUAAACACCUUAGAAAGAGCAGCUUUAUAUCCAUUCUAAAUCAUAAACAUCUUACAGUCAUCUUCUAGAGGUCUAUAUGACGUCUGACAGCAGACAUCUCCCAGACGUAUUGCAGAUGAACAAACUAUGUAUUGUAGAUGUCUUGCAGAUGUAUGCUUUCCAUUAAGUUAUGCUGCUGUUCAUAUUUAGCGUACUUUAACAAAUGUCUGCAUUAUAGAAACACACAGAAUUUUAUGAUUUCAUUCAAUUUAUUUAUUUUAUACAUUUGGCCCUUCUCUUCUUUAGUCAUUCAUUCAUUCACUACAUCCCUCCACCCCUUCCUCCCUUAGUCACACACUCACUCACCUAUUUUAUAUACUUAAAUUGCUGAUUGAUGAGAAUGGCAUUGCCCUCUAGGCCUCGUUUAUCAAUACAGUGUGCCAAAAAAAGUUUCCUUGUCUUCUUGAUACUGAAAUAACAAGACUAAGUCAUCCUUUGCCUUGAAGAAUAGAUCCCUCAGGAUCUUUCAGAGGACAUUUUGUUGAUCGUCCCCGUGCAUCCACAAAAAUACAGGCUCUGUCACCUCCCCACGAAUUAAGUAACUACAAAAUGUAAUUUCUUUUGAUGUUAAGUGCAAUGUUCAAUAAAGAGUUUAUUAAAAAAGUAUAACUGCCCUAAAUUGUUUCUGCCGGAAGUAGACGCACCUUUGCGCAUGCGCGUAUUUGUAGCGGCGCGUCAUUAAAAUCACAGACGCAGAGCCGACGAGUCGACGGAACUUAAGGUCUGACUCGCAGUAUUAUUACUCUUCAUAGAUUAAUAAGUCUGCGUGUAGGUUUAGUUUUUCAUCAUUUAUCGGUCAUUGUGUUUUUGGGAGCGGCGGCAGAGAGCUGAAACACUCUUGAAAAAGUUUACUCAACAUCUACAACAGCAUGAAGACGAUCACUUUACUCUUGAUCAACUCUCUUUUCAUCAACGGUGUGUUUGAUGAUGAGACUGAGACAGUGUCAGUGAAUGAAGGAGAUUCUGUUACUCUACACACUCAUCUUAAUGAACUACAGACAGAUGAUGUGAUAGUGUGGAGGUUUAAUGGCGAUCGCAUAGCUAAAAUCAACAGAGCGGUCAACAACAGUGAUCCAGUUUAUGACUCUGAUGUGAGAUUUACUGACAAACUGAAGAUGAAUCCUCAGACUGGAGAUCUCACCAUCACACACAUCACAUCUGAACACACUGGACUUUAUGAACUAGAGAUCAUCAACGGAGAGACAGAAACAAAGUCAUUCAGUGUCAGUGUAUUUCCUAAAAUGGAGACUGUGAAAGAGAGAGAUUCUGUCUCUCUACACAUUAAUGUUACUGAUGAACAGAGAAAUGAGAAGAUACACUGGAAGAUCAAACACAACAACUCUCCUGUAGCUGAAAUCAUUACAGAGAAUAGAAAUAUCUCAACACCUUUUAUUGAAGAGAGAUUCAGAGACAGACUGAAGCUGGAUGAUCAGACUGGAGAUCUCAACAUCACACACAUGAAGAACGAAGACUCUGGACAGUAUGAAGCAGAUGUCACCAUCGGACACACACACACUAUACACAAGACAUUCAGUUUCACUGACUCAGAAGUGAGUGAAAGAUUCAUCAAUGGUGAAGGUGAAGAUGUUAGAUCCUCCACAGGUCUGUCUUCAGGAGUGAUAGCAGGAAUAUGUGCUGCUGCUGCUGCUGCUGCUGCUGCUGCUGCUGCUGCUGCUGCUGGUGUUGUUGGUGUUGUGAUCUACCUUCGCCGCAAAAUGAGACAUCAAGAAGUGAGUGAAAGAUUCAUCAAUGGUGAAGGUGAAGAUGUUAGAUCCUCCACAGGUCUGUCUUCAGGAGUGAUAGCAGGAAUAUGUGCUGCUGCUGCUGCUGCUGCUGCUGCUGCUGCUGCUGCUGCUGCUGGUGUUGUUGGUGUUGUGAUCUACCUUCGCCGCAAAAUGAGACAUCAAGAUUCAAACACGGGACAGGAGUCAACGGACACAAAUGAGUCAUUGAUGGAUGGAGGCGGCAGCAGUCUUAACGAAACUGCAGUGUAACAUGAUCAACAUCACACACAUCAAUAAGUUCAAAAUGAAUCUAUGUGUGCUGUUGUGAUAAAUAUUUCCCUUUGAUUUGGCAGCAAAAAAUAUUAGAAUAAGAAUUGAAAUCUUGUAAAGAUAGAUUUUAUAUGGGCUACCUUUAGACAAUGGGCCUCAUUCAUGAAACACGAGCAGAACAAUUUUUUGUUGUUUUGAUGUAAACUUUCAUAUUCAUGAAAAUGUUUCCAUUUUCAAAACGUCAGUUUGUACGAUAGAAAUUCAACCUGCUCCAUACCACCUGUACAUGGUGUGUAAAAUAUUCAAAGUUCUGUAUUCUUGUAGAAAAACUGAUGACACUCCAUUGUGAUGCACUGUGUGUCAUAAUGAUAUAUCACAAGUUUUCUUUAGUAACUGCUUUUUACUCUUUAACUUAGUAAAACACAGAGCUGGUCACUGUCAUUUUUACACAGCCGUCUAAUCACAGUGUAGCAGUUGCAGGACAAACACUACAUUUACCAACCAUCAUACACAACAAUAGAGAAGUUUAUAUUGAUGGUUAGUACAAUUUGAUUACAGUAUAUUCGGUAAUGCAGAGUUAAAUCUAUUACUUUUGUGGUAAGCAUAUAGCCAAUUUUUUUGCAUUUAUGCAAUAAUUUGCCAAACAGAGAAUGAAGUCCAAAGGAUCCAGCAUUCCUAUAUUAUACUAAUUAUGAAUGAGUGUGGAAGUGCACCCUGUUUACGAGUGACUGGAAUUCACUUACAUACACAUUUUUUAAGUAGUAUUUGUGACUCUGCAGGAAAGUUUUUGAGAAGGUGCGAAUAUUUUACAUGGUUAUUUUAUUAUUAUUUUAUCCAUGUAUAUUUUAUUAAACGCAAUAAGGCGGCAUAUAAAUGUCUUAAAUUAUUUUUAAAAGAAUGUUUUUAAAAUAUUGCAAUAAGGUUUUAUGUAGAAACAAUUGAAAGUCACUUUGUGAUUUUACAGACAGCUUUGGUUUAUCUGAAGAUUUUAUUGCAGAAGGCUUAUAGUCUUUAAAGGUGUCAUGAAAUAAGAUAGCACUUUUAAACUUUUAAGAAUUUUAAGCUUUUGUUAUAUAAUAGCUCAUCGUAUUUAAAUGAACAUCCUCUAAGUGUUUCAGAACUGAAGUCGUCCUUGUUACUGAAAUGACAACUUUUAUUGACACCAGGCCCAGCGAACGCCACGUCCUGGAAUGUUCGAGAAUGACUAAAGUGAUGUACACAUAGUAGACACAUUCCUUUAUAUGUGAUGAUUGACAAACUUGUAAACAUGGCGGCAAAUUUUCCGGCUAAGGAUUAGUUUUGUCCGUCAGUUUAAACUAAAUCGCUAACUGUGUUGUGUUAAUGCUCAGAAGGAUGCAUCUCACAGAGCUCUUUGUUGGUUAUAAAUAAGCGUUUUUAUACUUGAUGUUGGUCUUCGAUCAAAAAGCCGCGGUAUGGAUGAAUGGUCAGUUGCGGAUUUAUUGGUCUUAUAAAUGAAAUGUGCAUUUUAAGGUUUAUUUUCAUCUGUUCUUUAUUUGCUUAUUUUUUCUGUAAAGAUCUGGCGACCCUGUCACUUUUCUGAAGGGCUUUCUAGAACGGCUUACCCCGUGUCAUAUGUGCAAAAGUGAGGACUUCUUUCACUGUUAUUUUUAUUUAGAGCGACCAAGUAUCAAACAUGCAACAUAUUGUGCAGCGCCUGGUUGUGGAAGAACACAGUCGCUUCCUUCUGAUUCUGAUAUUAGGAGUAAUUGGUUGAAGAUUGUUUAACAACAUUGUGUGCUGUUUACUUAAUUUCACCGUGAAAUCUUUUGUAAACAUGGCUCUCAUCGUUGCUGGAUCUGAGAUUUUAAGCCAAUGCUGUGCCGUCAAUAUUGAUACUACUGGAUUCUUAUGUGAGGGAAAAUAUAUGUACGAUGCGUUUCUAGAGAUUGCAUUAAUAUGUCCUGAUUAUGUGUAACAAACGUGUCUAACAAAGUUUACAGAAGGCUCAAACUACACACAUAGCUUGUCAAAAAGAGGCACAUAGAGAUGUACAUCACAGUGCACACCGCUAUCUUUUGGAACAGUUAUCCAAUCACAUCAGUGGGCGUUUACUUUCAAGGCGGCCCCGCCCACAAAAAACGAGCGUUUCUUGAAUCUGCCUUAAAACACGGGGAGAAAAUAGCCUAUUUAUUUUUGUGUUUGAUGUUUUUUAAUGUAAAAACCAUGAGAAAACGCCAUAACUAGACCUCGGACAACAGUAUAAAAUAAUAAAAAAGGCAGUUCAUGACACCUGUAAAUCUUAUUUUAAGGUUUGCCUUUGGUUUGUUAUUAAGAGAAUCUCUUUCAUUAUUUUUUAUUUGUUUUUUUAAACAACUACCUAAAUAUUUUUGAUCAUAUGUAAUAAUAUAUAUUUAUUUAUUUGUGUAUGUUUUUUGUCUUAUGAAAAGACUCAGAGAACAGCAUUAACAUGAAAAAUCUUAUUUUAAGGUCUGCCAAUGGUUUAUUGUUAGAAGUGUUGCGUUUUAUUUUUUAUUGUUAUUUUUUUAUGUGUUUCUGACUAUGUGCAUCUCCUGGGGAAGGAACCAAUGUCCUUUGUGUUGCUAGUCCCAUACUCUAACCACUGAGCCAAAGGAAAGCUAAUAAUAUAAAAGUAAAUAUAUAUUAAUACAUUUUCUGUCUUAUAGAAAGAAUGUAAAUGCAUUGACCAGAAUUCAGACAGAUUGUUUCUGAUCACUGUUUACUAACCCAGAAAUAAUCUCUGUUUCUACUACUGUGAACUAUUGCACUACUACGAUUGUGAGUUGAAGAUGAUAAAUUGCAAAAGCUGUGCUGCUCAUCUGAAGUUGUGUCAAAUA
Molecule: messenger RNA, 4921 nt
Organism: Triplophysa dalaica
Lineage: Eukaryota; Metazoa; Chordata; Actinopteri; Cypriniformes; Nemacheilidae
Exons: 6
Coding region: 981-2105 (374 amino acids)
Source: RefSeq, a predicted model, not a curated record